Molecule: messenger RNA, 1960 nt
Organism: Nymphalis io (European peacock)
Lineage: Eukaryota; Metazoa; Arthropoda; Insecta; Lepidoptera; Nymphalidae
Gene: jet
Product: F-box/LRR-repeat protein 15
Exons: 3
Coding region: 55-879 (274 amino acids)
Biological process (GO): SCF-dependent proteasomal ubiquitin-dependent protein catabolic process
Cellular component (GO): SCF ubiquitin ligase complex
Molecular function (GO): protein binding
Source: RefSeq, a predicted model, not a curated record
AGAAAUAAACAUUUUGAUAUUUUCUUAUUUGUAUUUCAAAUUUACUAUAAAAACAUGAGUAUAAAAAGAAACAAACAUUUUUUCGAUUUGUACUGGGAAGAUAUAUUAGUCUCAAGAAUCAUGCCCUUCUUAACAAUCAGAGAGUGCUUUAAUUUUCGCUGUGUAUCUAGAACUUGCCUCCAAAUAAUAGAUAUGUAUUUUGCCAAGUUAAAAUCCCUAAAAUUAAUGAAUAAAGGAUUUUCACCGCAUACAUUUGAAGUAUUCGCAUUGACAUGCAGAAGGCUAGAACUUUUAAAUUUAAGCCGAUGUGUAUCUAUCACUGACACAGACCUGAUUCCUAUGCUCCAACGCAAUCCAGAACUCGUCAAUUUGAAUUUGAGCCAAUGUAAAAACUUGACUGCCAAAUGUCUGCAACCAGCUAUAUUGUAUUGCAAUAAAUUAAAAGUUCUAAAGCUAUCCAAGUGUUCCUGGCUGACAACCGGUGCUAUGGAAGCACUUGCUCUUCAUCAAAACCAAUUAGAAGAUGUAGAUUUGGCUUUCUGUGUGACAAUUUCCGAGAGCUGUAUACUUGUGUUCAUUAAAAAAUUUAGACAAUUGAAAACUUUGAAUUUGGAAGGUAAUAUGCAGGUUACUGAUAAAUGCCUCUACACAAUGUCCAAGUAUAGUAAUUCAUUAAAGCUUCUUAAUUUAGGAGGUUGCUGUGAAAUUUCAGACAAGGGUAUCAUUGCCCUUGCCUUACACUGCCAUAAACUGGAAGGUCUGCUUAUAAGAGGAUGUACAAAGGUAACGGAAAACAGUCUACGUCUUAUGAGAAAUAGAGUACACUUAGACAGGAGACCUGCAGAAAUUCCUCCCAUACCUUUAAAUAUGCAGAUCUGAUGGAGGUGCAAAUUUUUCAUGUGUAUAUAUGUUAAUUUAUAUAUUCUAUAAGCAAAAUGUUAUUGUAAUAACACUUAAACAAAGAUUUGUGUUCAUAGUAACAUCACAUGACAAAAGCAGUCUCCUAUAAAUACUGAGGCUGUAGUUCUAAAAAUUAAUCUUGCAAACUCUAUUAAGUCAUCUCAGAGCAAGCCAUCGUUUAAUGACAAAGCUAAGAACAAAUUUUAGAUCCUUAUAACAUUUAUAAUUGGGUGUGGUUAGGAAAAAUGGAUUCUCAGCCUUAAAAAAUACUUUUGAAAAUAUUUGUGUUACAAUAAAAUUAAUAUAUAAAAAGGUGAAUACUGUUGAUUUAAUAGAAAAUAGAGACUAAAGUUGUUGUAUAAAUACAAUUUAUGACUAGCUCAAAAAUAGGUUUAUAGACUGAAUCAUAUUUUGCGUAACUCCACCCAACUAUAAUAUUUCACUUAAUAAUUUCAUAUUAAAGACAAAACUUCCUCUUAUAUUUUAAACAUUAGUUUAAACAUGGCAAAUAAACAAAAGUGCAAUAAUUUGUAGUAAUGUUAAACAGGAAAAAAUCCUAAUGACAUUAUACAUACAUACAUACAAAUAUUAUUUUGUUCACUUUAAUGCUCAUUAGUAAGGUGUAAUUCGCUUUCUUCUUUUGAAAAUACUAGUAAAGUCAUUGAAAAGUCGAAAAAAUCAAUUGAAACUUUAAUAUAGACUAUUUAAAAAAGUUACAUCUUUUUUUCAUAGUAAUAUUUUGAUUGUAAAUAUUUAUUGACAAACUAUAUUAAUGUUAAAUGUAAAUAUAGUACAUAAAAAAUAGAGACUUAUUUACUUAAGUGCAAUAAAUAAAACAACAAACGGAUUGAAAAUAUGAGAAUAAAAAUGGUUAUAUUCUAGUCAAACCCUCAUAACAAGUAAAAUAUGAUUACUAAAACUGUGUACCCAGAUAAGAAACAAUACUAUAUGUAAAUGUUCAUCGUUGUCUAAAUUAAGUACAUGGAUUAUAUUUUGCAGCUUUACUAUUGAAAUUUUGAUAUUUUACAUAGAAAAAUGUAUUUUAUUAUUUAAUAAAUUU